CCCCGGCGGCAGCAGCGGGCGCUCCGGCCGGCCCCGAUCCCGCGCAGCGCCGCUGUCGCUGUAUCCGUCCCCGGGGCUCGGCGAUCCGCCGGCUCCAUCCCGCCGACAGCCCGGCAGGAACAUCUCCCCCGACUGCCAGCAUGAUCAAGGGCUGCCAGAAUGAGUGCACAGGUGGAGGAUACUCAGGAGAAACAGGAAAGGAAGUGACUGAAUCUUUCAAGGCUUCCGACUUGAUUAUCACCCCAGCUACAACCUUCAAGGAAAAACCAGACCCCACUGGUUUGGUAUUUGGAACCGUGUUCACUGAUAAUAUGCUGACAAUUGAAUGGUCCUUGGCUUCAGGAUGGGAGAAACCCUAUAUUAAGCCACUAGAGAACCUCUCAUUACAUCCAGCCUCCUCAGCCCUGCAUUACGCUAUAGAAUUGUUUGAAGGGAUGAAGGCUUACCGAGGAGUGGAUGGCAAAAUCCGCCUGUUCCGGCCAACCCUGAACAUGGACAGGAUGGCACGAUCAGCACGGAGAACAACUCUGCCAUCUUUUGACCAGAACGAGCUGUUAGAGUGCAUCCGUAAGCUUGUGGAAGUGGAACAGGAAUGGGUUCCCUACUCAACCUCUGCCAGCCUGUAUAUCCGUCCUACCCUAAUUGGAACUGAGCCUUCCCUUGGGGUGAAGAAGCCGACUAAAGCCCUACUGUAUGUCAUACUGAGCCCUGUGGGCCCUUACUUUGCAAGUGGAAGCUUUAAUCCAAUAUCCUUGUGGGCAGAUCCAAAAUACGUAAGAGCAUGGAAAGGGGGAACAGGAGACUGCAAAGUGGGAGGAAAUUAUGGUUCUGCUAUUUAUGCCCAACAAGAAGCCCUGGAGUUUGGCUGCCAGCAGGUUUUGUGGCUCUAUGGAGAAGAUCACCAAAUAACUGAAGUUGGAACAAUGAAUCUGUUUCUCUACUGGAUAAAUGAAGAUGGAGAAAAUGAACUGGCAACACCACCUUUAGAUGGCAUCAUCCUUCCAGGAGUGACAAGGCAAAGCAUUUUGGAUCUGGCACGAAACUGGGGAGAAUUCAAAGUGUCUGAGCGAUACAUCACCAUGAGUGACCUGACAGCUGCCUUGGAAGAGGACAGAGUAAAGGAGAUGUUUGGUGCUGGAACAGCUUGUGUUGUAUGUCCCAUCUCUAAAAUUUUAUAUAAGGGCAAGCACUUGCACAUUCCAACUAUGGAGAAUGGGCCUGAGUUAACAACCCGUUUCCUGAAUAAGCUAAGUGAUAUCCAGUAUGGAAGAGAAGACAGCGAUUGGGCAGUGCUGGUGUCAUGAAGGUGGCAGAGUUCAGACCCUCCAGACAGACCUGACAUCUGAAUAAUGACAACUUCUGUAGCUGCCAGUGUGUAGCAUAGUCUCAGUAUCAAUUUGCUCCCCAGGAUGAUUGUUUCCACAAUCCAGCAAACGUGAACACAAUCAUUUUGAUUUCUACUGUAAUCCUGUUGGUAGAAGCCUGUUUUCUUGCUAGAGGUGCUAAAUGUUAGCAAUAGAACUUUCCUCAUGGUUUUCUUAGUGCCUCUUUAUAUACAGUCUGGAAACUUGUAAAAUGCUCUUCAACUGCUCUUCAGUUUGGUUUGUUUACUGCCACCAUCAGCAGAACAUGUGUCAAUGAGGAUGCUGCCUGUUAGCUGCCUGCAGGGUUCUGUUGACAUUAUUCUGCCUUUUGCCCUGUUUGGGAGAGAGGUUUAGCCAUACACUCCGUCCUUUCAUGCUCUGCUUAUAUGGGAGAUUCCUGAGUUUGUAGAUGCCCUCAUCCUCUGUCCAGUAACUCUGGCCUUUAGCCCAAAAUUCUCCGAGUCAGCCCAGUCUGCAAGAUGGUCCCUGUUGGCUUAUUGCCCUUCCCUCCAUGGGGAUUUGCUGUGGCUUUGGACAGUGUAUACCUCUCAAUAGUUGAGAACAUCCUUCUAGACAUAAUUUAAAAGACAAUGUCAUGCCCUGCUGAGAUAAAAAUUCCCUUUUGGCCUAGCAGAGCUGGGCUCUGCAGACACAGCGUUGCCUUCCAGGUGAGUGUUUAGAAAAUGAGAUUAGGCAACUUUGGCUGUGAAAACGGAACCAUUCUUCACAGCAACCAGACCUUUGGAUUGAGGAAUUUCCUUCAUCAUCUACUUACAUAAUUUAGGUCAGAAAACUGUUUUCCUCAUUCCUUUCACAUACUUGCUGUAUCCAGCCUCCAUUGACACAUGUACUGUAGAAGGGCCUUCUGUUGAGGAACAAGCAGCGUUGUCAACAGAAAAUGUCUAGAAGGAAAGAGGUUUCACUCAAACCCUGAUUUCAUUCUGGUUAAGCAGAUAAUUCAUACAACACUGCUUUCUCACAUGCAGUCUUAAUACUUUGGAAGCAAUAGAGAGCAUGUAGCCCAUAGCUGGAGAAGUAACUCCUGCAAAUGUUCACUCAUUCAGCGAUCAUUCUGUAAUAUUUAUUAGCUUUCUCCUUCUGCACACAGCUUUGUUGAACAGCUUUAAGAUACCUCUUGCCAAAAAGAAUAACCAUAUUCUGUAUCAAUGUUCCAAAGUGCUACUUCAGUAUAGAACUGGUGGAACUUUAUUGACACUUUAUUGGAGUCCUAUAAGAAGUAAAAGUGAAACAUUUCUUGUUCUAGUUUGCAAUAGAGAUGCACCAGUAUUAAGGGAAACAUUUAGCACUUUAAUUUUUUUUAAGACCAACAGUAUCUCUCCCGUGCUUAACAAGUCCUUUGUAUUUACUGACAUUUGUUAACAUAGUUUAAAAAGGCAAAAUAUAUUUUCUAGUGGACUAUCCAUGCCUUAUGCAGCUUUUAAAGAGCAGCCUUAUGGCUUCCUGUUAAUUUUUGGUCACAUUUUGAAGACCCCUCCUUAGCCAUCACUUUCUUCUGCUCCCUCAGAACAUAACUUUAUCCUGUCUUUGACUGCAGUCCAAUCUAAUUUUUUAAUGAAGAACAGUUGAAGGUUCUCUCUGACAACGUAACUAUUAUUGAAACUUGAUGGAUAAUUUUCUUUAGUCUACAACUGCAAGCACAAAAUGUUGUUUCACUUACAGUAGUUAUAGUGUUGUGACCAUUUGAAUCUGUAUUGUGUGCUGGUCUUUGUUUCAGUAUCUUACUAUGUGUUAUAAGCUGCUGGUAGUCUUUCCUCUUAUUUAAUUAGAUGGCUGGAAAAAUGAAAAUGGGGAAUAUGUCAAGAUGCAACAUGAGGUAGAGAAUUUUGUCCAACAAGACCAGUAUUGAAAUUAAAGAGUGCCUUUAACCAGAGUGUGGCAUGGAGCUCUCUAAAGAUUAUGUAAUGAGCAACCAUUUGUGGCUUACUGGUAUUGAACUAUCUAAUUUUUCCCUUAAGUUCAUCUUUGAUUUAGCAGAAAAUGGAAAAGUGAAACUAUCUAACUUCAGAUGCAUGGUAAAGUGAUUGUGCAAUACCUUAACAUCUCAGCUUUGAUAGAGUUGAUAUAUGAUACCAUAUAUUGAAAAUCCCCAUGAAGGCCUCAGUAUACCAGCAGCAACCUAUUCACUAGGCAGAAUGAAUAAGGACCAGUUAGAAGAACUAUUUUAUUGAAAUGUAAACAUGAAAGUUGUGUAAAAGUUUUCUUAAAUGGGUUGCAAGUCAUUAAACAGGAAGAAACCAGGUGUUCUCAUUUGUUGUGUUUUGCACUGUUUUCUACACUGACCAGAGAGACACCUCUCUUUCUCCUGCUGAUGGAGACUUCAAAAUGAGGAGAAUUGAUAGUGGAAUGACCCACAGAAAUAAGGAGUCUUUUCUCACAGGGAAGAAUGAAAAUGUGGAGUGUGUGUUUGUUAAUUGUUGUCUUUAACAUCUUGGUUAAUUGCCUUACACUGUCUGUGUCACUCAAAGCUGUGCUUGUUUCCAAGUGGAAUCCGGGGGAAUAGGUUUUGGAUUUUAAACCUUGAAACCUAAAGAAGAGAGCUGGCAGGUCAGUAUAGUACAGGAAAUUCUUCUGAUGUUUCAUGCUGUCCUACUCUGAAUUCUGGCAGUGCAUUUUAUCCCAUUAACCAAAGGAAAGAAAUAACAUGUGUAAAUAACAAUCAGUAUUUGAUAUUGCAUUCUCCUUUUUUUCGUUUGUAAAAUUUAGGAGGGAACUGUGGUAUUCCCUGAGCUAGUAACAGAUUGUAAAAGAACAUCUGCACAUCUUUUCUCCAUGUGCCCUAUUUGUUUAAUUGCAACAGAUUUACAUAGAAAGAGUAUGGUACAUCAUAACUAGGCAAUUAUCCAUUCUUCAUCACUUAGUUAUGGUUCUGGUAAUUGAUCAUUUAAAACAUAAGAUAGUCUAACAUUAGGAAAAUCUGAAACUGUUCAAAAAAGAUAAACAAAUUAAUAUUGUUGUAUGAUUUGCAUAAUUGGCUGCAAUUAUUUAUUUAAUGUUUAAUUGGGUUGAUAAAAUGAGAUUCAGCCUUUCACAUGCUUAUGUUUUACAAACAGUAGUACUUUAAAAUGAUAAUAACGAAAUCUAAUUUUCAUAUGUUCUUUCUUCUCCAUUCUUUCGAUUAUUAUUUUCAGUACUGAGCAUGCCCUUAAUUUUCAGUUUGGUUAGAAUGAUUCAUGACUAAGAAAGAAGUCCUUCAAAUAACAGAAUUUUCAUGAAACUGACAUUUCAUACAAGCUGUUCUGGUGCCAAGAAUUAUGGCUUCAGCAACUGGCAUUACUUAACCAGAUUGCUAACUGCAGUGAGGGCAAAUUCACUGAGCAUUGACAGGCACAGACACAGGUGAGGAUACUAAUAUAGGUUCCUAGGGCAGAUAAUCUGUUCAAUCCAUAGCAGUGUAAAGCCAACAUGGUUUUUCUGGGGUACAGAAGGGAAGACUGAUAAGAUAAAAGUAAGGUAAGUGAGCUCUCUCUGCCCAGCCAUUGUUUACACCUGUUCAACUAUCUCAAGCCAAAAAGCAGUUAUCAGCCACUCCUCCUCUUUGUACAUAAUCUCUUUUUUGGGUUUGCAUGAUUCAACACAGAGAUAGCAUAGAUCUUUUCCUGUAUACUGAUUUUUAUUAUUUAUCGUUAGGUGUGAAGAAUAGUAAUAUAGAAAAAUGUGAUACUUGAAAGUCAUUUGGAGUACAAGUUAUCUGAAAUGUCUGUGUUCCAAGAGGUAGACUGAAAACCAGCUGGAACUGAUCUCAGAGCUGCUUAAUUAGAGGAGGAACCUUCUUGAAUUCAAUGGUCUCUCCAAAACAGUCUGCAUAAUCCCAGCAGAUUUCUGCAUGUGAACUGUCUGUUCCCUGUGCCUUGCUAUGGAAUAUAAUCCGGAGAUAUUCGGAGUUGGUGGCGCAGCCUGGCAGACUGUGAUACAUUGUCUUUCUCUGCAUGGGAUCCACCCCGCUGAGGAUAAGUUUUAAUGUUCUCUGGCAGGCUGAUAUCCUGAGAGGUGGCAGCUGUAAAUGAUGGCUGAGCAGGCCCUGGGAUACUCAUUGCCCUGCUCCUUGCUGUCUUUCUUUCCCCCUCUUUCCCCAGCCUUCUGUUGUCUCAUAUCUAAAAGUGACUAAGCAAAUUUUCAUUCUUCUUGCUUUUAGCAGUAGUGACAGUUAAAAAUAAAAAUAAAUAAAUAAAAAAGGGUAGUUUUUCCAUUUUCCAGGUAUUGAGGGAUCACAAUUGUGCUUUACCACCAGGAUAUGUAAUCCCUGAACAGAAUGCCACUGACUUUGUGACCCUGGACAAGUCAUCUAAACUCUUUCUAAGUGCAGAGUAGUAGUACUACCACUUAUAUCACUUUAAUCCAAACUUUUGCUUAAAAACUUAUUACAGAUCAAAUUAAGCUUUCUAGGAAAAGCUUUUUAAGAAACGAGAAACAUGCCAUGUAAAGUCCAGUAUUUCAAGGGUUACAUUAGAAUAGACAAACUUUAUUAUGCAGAGAAAAAUGUUAUUUAAAUGAGAAAUAUAUUCAAAGUUUGCUACAUAAACCCAUAAAUGUGUAAGAAAUGUAGUUCAGAAUAUCAAACUUAGCAUACAGAAUGAUCCUGAGAAGAGAAAUGCACCUCACAGUGGGCUAUCCUAUUAAAAAAGUGAUGCUUGAAGGAAUCAUGACACUUCUCAAUGUAAAGUCAUUAGUAUGGGACUACAAUAGAGGUGCACUAGGUCACAUAACACUGAGACAAACCUCUGUAUCGAUCUUGACCAAAAAUUUGCUGAACUGCAAUGCUUUACCAAUUUGGAAGUGUGAAAGACCUGUGCUUUACUGUAUUUUGUCUCUAUCCUCAAGAUUUGGAAAAAUAAUUCAUAGAUCCCAAAUAAUUUAAGCUCAAAAACUUAGUUAUUUGUAUUUUUAGCCAUAAGAGUGAAAGAGAAUACUGGCAUUGCAUUGGUGAGAAGCAGUCCUCCUGUCCAUGCCUUGCUUUGAGCAUGACUCUCAUUAGAAAGAGUUCCAGGGUGUUUUCUCUGACUCUCCAAAAUCUGAGUGCCAUCUAUGGUACACUUGGCAAAUAUAUCCCCAGCUCCAUAAACAAAACUAUCACCUUGAUCUGGAACAGUCAAGUACAUUAAGACUUAGCAGAUGAGGAGCAGUACUAAAUUACAAUAAUAAAUAGAUUAGAAAUAAGAUAAGUCAAUAGAUUUGGAAUAAAGUUUUAGAAUCAGUAGCUCAGAUAAACAGAAUUCUCACUAAUCACACUAGCAAGGUCAACCACACCCAAAUAUACUAAAAAAAUUAUGGUAAUUAUAUUUGCCAAUAGUUAACAGCAUUGUUCUCUCUGAACAUUAAUUUAUACUCUUUGCUUAUAUUAAAACUUAAUUAAUCAUUUUUUAAUGAUUUUUUUACCACAAUCCUGUGUUUUCAUGCCAUGCUUUAAAAAAAAAAGGUCUCUUAAAUUUCAUGUUUAUGGGAAGAUUUUAAGGAAGAUUUAAAUCCUGAUUUAAAAUAUUUAAAUACUUUCUGGGUAAAGUUGAGGUAGAAACAGGAAAGACAACUUUGGGGAAGUACUUGACUAGUAUUCCAAAUGGUUUACCAACAGUGGCCAUUCUUGGUUUUUACCAAAGACGUAUGCAGGGAAUAGUUGACAAAAUAAGGUUAUUGCUUGUUUUAGUAAGCAAGAGUUGGGGAAGUUUCUGGGAGCUGGUUCUCUUAACACUAAUUAUUUAUAGUUCCUGAUUCUGUCAGGCUAAGAGGGGUUUCAGGGGGAGAUGGAGGAGCUCAGAAGCUUAUCUCAGACAGUAAUGUCCUGCCAAAACAGAUUUUCUGUCAUUUUAUGAUCAAAGUGAUCAAGGUAUGAACAUGGAAUCUUUUAAACUUUGCACCUUUUUUUAAAAAAAAUUGUUUUUCAUUUUAGAAUUCUGAUACGGUGUUGCUGAACUAUUGUCUUACACUAUCAUAUUGCAGUAGCUGAUAGGAAGAAAGCAAACAUUGUUAUUCUUUAUGUAAUCACCUUCUUUCUGUAUGCCAAAUCCCCUGUUCACUGGUCACCACUAGAACUGGGAUCAUUUUGGGUGAAAUAACUGCACCCUACUUGUACAAAAACUAAGUACUUAAUGCUGGCAGCACAUGCCAGAGCAGUAAGUGAAAAUCUGCUGUGUCCUGAACAGGCAUGCCAGGAGCAAGAGUGAAAAUACCCGUCAGGUCAGUGAGGGCAGGAGCAGCACAUCAUCACCAUUCUUGUUAAGUCCAACUGAGAGACUGCCCAGGUGCACCAGAAGUCUAGCAGGAUCAGAGGCUGAUGUUGAUAUUUAAGAAUACUCUUACUCAGUUGCUUAAAUACCUACAUCUGUGCCUACAUUUUCAACUUGGGCUCCUGUAUCUUAACUGAAACCUGCAACAAACUUCUGUGUGUUGUAAAACAGUGGAAUAUUUGGUCAAACAGGUAAUGCUCCAUACCACCUAACAGGUCAGUGAUGUAUUCUCUUAAUUUGUAUUAAGCCCAGUGGUUCACUAGAACUGCAAGCAGGAGACAAACACAUCAUUAACACUAUUUCAUAGUCAAGGAUGUUCACAAAGAGUGGAUCUAUUGUCUUCAUAUCCCACGGAGAUGGGUUGGACUCAACUUGGCCCCCAAGUGACAAAAUAUAGAAGUUUCUUUGCCAUUAUGGAGACAAGUAAGUUUUAUCUGAAGCUAUUUACAAACAGUUUCUGUUGGAAAGCCAGAAGUCCCAAUCUACUUGAUCCUUGAGGCAUUUAGAAGGGUGCAGUAGUAGUUACUGAAAUUGUAACAUACAAGCACUGGGGGUCUCCUUUUUCUCAAUUGUUGAAAGUUAACUGGGUAUUUUACAAGAAUCUGAAGCAUAUAAAAGCAGUAAAGGACAGAUGUGUGAAAAAGUACUGGAUAAACUAAAGGAAACUCUACCUCAUUCUUCUCGAAAGGUUUUGUAGAAGCACAAUUAAGUGCUCCUAAUGGCAUUGUUACAUACCGACCACCUGGCAUGAAAGAAGCACUAUAUUUGUAUGUCUAUAAAUCCUGUAAGAACUGUAUUUUGCUGGCAGUAGGAACAGUCUAUACUGUUUGCAGUUUUCCUCAUCAAAUCUGUAAUUAUGCAAUGUUUCUGUCUCCAAUAAAGGAAUUUAGUUGGCA
Messenger RNA from Cyanistes caeruleus (blue tit), 8499 nucleotides. The record is from RefSeq and is a predicted model, not a curated record. Lineage: Eukaryota; Metazoa; Chordata; Aves; Passeriformes; Paridae.